AUGCGUCCCCUCGUAACUGCGGCAGGGGCAGGUAGUCUGAGUAGCUUACUGGUCUCUUUGGCUGGGGAUUUACUGAGGGAUACACCACACGUUCUUCCUACACCAUCCGAACUUUGUUCUGUUCUACCCCCUCUACCUGAGAUUUGGUCACCUGAUCCUUAUUCAAUUGUUAUUGGAUUUGCUGCUGGGAUCACGGUGGGUUUUCUCGUUGGACCUUUGUUUGAUUUGCUGGUGGUCAUCCGACUUGCCUGGGCUCGGUUCAUUCGAGCUCGCCUCGGCCUAGGAGCCGGCUACUCAGAGACAGAGGCUAGGAGUGAGGUCACAAGGUCGUCUCAGUCAAGUGCAGGUAGAACAGUGGAAACAGAGGACACAGAGGGUCGAGCGGCAUUAGCGAAAGAACUUGGUCAGUUUUUACGCCGUUGCCUCUCAGGUGAACACCGCGGCACCUCUGGCCGAGAUCGCCUGCGGCUUCAGAACCGCUUCUACAUUGUUUGUGCCGACUAUCAUGGCAAGGUCCUUCCUGAGCCUUUGUUUUUAGACAAUUUUGCAUCAUCUCUUCUUGUUUCUGAGACUGGCGAGGCCAAGGUAGAGUAUCAGCCUUGCCAUUUGGUUACACAGACUGAAGGUGAGGAAUGCAUCAUCAAUUUGGUGCCAAUAGCAUUGCAUCAAGGAAAGCUUCUUGUGGCCGCUCCUGCCGAAGCGUGGAGCCGCACAGUGGCAGAUCGGCUGCUGCCAAAGAAUUCAUUCAAGAAGCCAGUUUUGGUAGAAGUUUUGACCGCUACGGUUACCGCACCCGAAGAGCUGCGAGCCGAAGCGCCUAUGAAUGUGUGGGUAGGCCUUUUGGAAAGAGUUUGGAGCAUGCAGUUGGAGCCAGGCCGCCACGAGCUGCCCACAGCAGACAUCUGGCAUCUUUUGCCCGAUGGAGACCACAGCAUUCCAUACGGGCCCGGAUUGGCCCAAGUUUCAGAAGAGCAUUUUGCCUUUCUGACGGCUCAGAGUGGGGAAGCCGCCGAAGGAGCGCUAGAGCGCUUAGCAGGGGAGCCGGCUCGGCCCCCGGCUCUGCGAAAGCCAGGCGUGAAACCAGCCAACCCCACUCCGGCGAGAUUGCGAGCAACAUUUGCUCCAGGCACCAUUCCAGGAUUAGACCCGACCGUGGUCCAGUCAGCUCUGGACGCUGGCAUACCAGAAGAGCAGCUGCGCACUUUGAGCGGCUUGCUGCAGAAACCGAACCAGAUGGGAGAUGCGCCUUUGCCAGGCACCAGCAGCAGACGACGCAAGAGCGUCUCAGUAGAAGCCGACAGAGAAGACGGCCUCGGCUUGGAGGAGGACGGCCUGCCAGACGAGAAGGUUGGCACGGGAGAUCCCGUAGAGCAGGCACUGCUGAAGCUGACAGAGAUCGUCGGUACUUUGGCAAAAGACAAGAGGCCGCGAGACCUCGACGCCAUGCUCGACGGCUUAGAUCCAGAAGCAGGAGAGGCUUCGAGCUCUGGGUCCGGAAAAUACAAAAAGCUGCAGAGCAGCUUGACCGAGAAUCCAGCGGUGAUCUACCAGACCAUCGAAGCGCAGCUGGAGAAAGACUUCAACCUGAUGCGAGCGGCUCCAGGAGCCACGAUGCAGCAGACCUCAGCCAGAGCCUGGCUGGAGCAUCGCUCGCGACUCGGGUAUUACCCGACCACGAUCCGCUAUGCUUGGGCCCUGACGGGCAUUUGGGACGCGCUCCGCAGUGGGGCCGUCAAAGAAGCCCGAGCCCGCUGCGCGCUGGCUGUGGCGGCCUGCGAUCAGUCUUCCAUCGACCAAGGCAGCUGGCUUCUCAGCCAAGAAGUCCUGUUGGAGCAACCAGCUCUCCUGCAGUCGUUUCAGGGCCGCAGGAGCCCGGAACCUUGGGAGCAGAGCGGGUCGAAGCUUCUGGACGAACGCUGGUUGGAAGUCUUCAUGUGGAGGCUGAAGAGCAAGGACAGCUAUCUGGAAUCCAGGAAGCGCCUGACUCAGACUGGAGGAAAAGGGAAAGCCGAUGCGGGAGGAGGAGCCCCGCCCAAGGCAGAUCGCGACAAAGACAAAGACAAGCAGAAGAAAGGCAAUCAGAAGGGCAAAGAAGGCAAGAAGGAGAAGGGUCCGCUGGAGGUGCCUGGAGCAGGCGCUACCAGCGUUUUGGGCUAUGAACUAUGGAAUGGCCUUUUUACCGCGCUUUCUCGAGGGAGAUCGCGCCUGAAACUUGCUUGGUUCCACGCCAGGGCAUCCCGUGCUCAAGCUCGAGCACCACUUGGGGUACUGUGGCCUUUGCCGGUCCCCUUUCCUGAGCUCCAUAGAAAAGGAGCAAACCGUGGCCAAAAGGACGCCAGUAGAAAGCUUGGCUUGAACUACUGCGUCAUCGUCCUCAACUACCUGCAUGGCUCCGAGCGCCACUGGAAGUCAGUGAUUCCUCCGCUUGGCACACCGCUGAAUGGUUCCCAGUGGGAUUUGGUGCGGAGGCUGAGGCGACAUGUAGAUGUUUGGAAUGCAGAAGAGGUUGUGACAAGCGCGGAAAUGGGCAGAUCCGCGACAAAAGUUGAAAGCCUUGAGGAUGUGCUGAACCAGCUGCAAGCAGAAGCUGAGAUCGUGCACUCCGGCCUCAAGAGCUAUGGCAGUAAAGCACAGGAGAGACUGAGGACUGAUUGGGGCAUGAGAGGGGCACCGGGAAGCGUUGUUGGUAAACUAGAUGUUGCUCCUGCUCAUCCUGCAAAAGUUCUUGAACCUGAUCGGCUGCAGUUUUGGGGGGAACCUUCUUUUGAUCCGCGACCCUUUAUGGAUCCGGCCAAUGUCUCGAUGUUUGAGUUCCCCUUGCAGCAUGCUAUCGACCCUGCUGAGCUGCCAGAGCCUCCACCCAGAGUCAGAGUUAGGUGCCCGCCUACUGAGAGGUUAGCCUUUUUGCAGAAGUUAGACGCCUGCAAGCGUUUGGCCCUCAGGCCUACCCGGACCAUCCGGGAAGGGUUCCAGAAUGGUGUUUUUGCCAUUCCCAAAGAUGAGCAGCGGGAUCGCAUGGUUUUAGAUGCGCGGCCCCCAAAUGCACUGGAGCAGUCAGAGCAGCGUUGGAUCAAAUCUCUUGCUGGACUUCACCAAUUGCACCAUUUCUUUUUGCAGAAGGACGAGUGUUUGUACUUGUUUGCGGAAGACUUGCGUGAGUUCUACCAUGCUUUUGUGAUUUCAGAAGAGAGGAUCCUGCGAAAUGCUUUAAAAAUGAGCUUCAGGCCAUGGGAGCUGAAGGCUUUAGACUGUUUUUCACAGAAACUGCUGCGAGAGAAGAGCGUCACUCCUUGCCUAAAGACCAUGGCUAUGGGCGACACCAAUGCCGUCGCGUUUGGGCAAGCUUCGCAUCUGGUGGUUCUCCUACAAAGUGGUGCUUUAGAGUUGGACCACUUCAUUACGUUGUUUGGUAGACCACCUAGACAAAGGUGGCUGGCUGGGCUCAUGAUCGAUGACCUAGUCCUUUUAGAAGCCAGGCCUGACCAGGCAACUGAGGAGACAGAAGCCAGGGCGGCGUAUGCUGAGCUAGACUGCAGCCAGCGAAUCCGCCAAGUGCGAGAACAGUAUGAGAAAGUGCGACUUCCGAGACACUCAGGUAAGGCUGUUUUCAAUGAGACGAGAGGCAGUUUUUGGGGAGUGCAGAUGGACGGUGUGGCAGGUGAUUUGCGCCCAAAUCUGAAGCGCGGCAUUCCGUUGAGUCACAUUAUUUUGCGAGUCCUGAAUCUGGGCUGCUGCACAGUCGCGCUUCUAGAAGUGAUAGCUGGUUCUUUGGUUUCAAUUUUCUCUUUGCGGAGGCGCUUCAUGAGCGUUUUGCAGGAGAUCUAUGAGGCUCAGAAAAAUCGGCAGAGAAACGAAAUUGUCUGUUUUUCGCCGGAACUGCAAGAUGAGCUGUUUUGCGCAUUGGGCCUUGUUUCUCUCACUCAUCUAGACAUGCGGCUUCGCCCUUCUGACUAUUUGGUUGCUUCUGAUGCAUCUUCCACUGCAGAGGGAGCUGUAGCCACAAAGAUAGGACAGAAAGCCACAGAGGCUUAUUUGAGAGAAAAAGGGAUCGAGGACUUAGAAGCCUGCGAGUUGCCCGAAGGAGAGUAUGACAUGCAUCCUCUCUGGCAGGAAAUCGUUGUCGAACAGGGCAAGAAACAGCCAGACAGUUUCUAUUUGCAUUUGCAAGACUCUCAAGUCUCUCUCGCUGCUCUCACAAAGGGCAGGUCUUCUUCUCGAUCUGUCAAUGCCUUGAUCAGGCAAUCCAUUCCAGAUGCCGUAGCUUACAACAAUAGAGCUUUUUAUGGAUAUGUCAGAUCUCGUUUGAACCCUGCUGAUGACCCCACCAGAGACGUUGUCAUCCGCGCACCUGUCAGGACUGAAGCUGAAUGGCUGGCUGACCUGAAAGAGGGCGAGUACGACAAGCUUGAGGCAGCCUUAGCGCAAUGGGAGCUGUCCAUCUCUGACCUUCGCCAGCUGCCUGACGAAUGCGAGCUGCUUGCGCCUGCGCCGGUCGAUAGGAGGACGGGCCUAGAGGCCAGAAAGCAGAGGAGAAAAGACCUGCGCAAGCAUGCAGCUGAGUUGAAAGUGAAGGCAGUCAGUGCAGCUCAGCACGAGCUGAAAGAACGGCAGACCGACAGUUUGAGUGAGGAAGCACUUGCAGUCCUCCGUAGUUUCCCUGAAGAUCAAUUUAUUUGGCACCAGAGGUUUGCUUCGCUUGAGGAUGCUCUGCAAAGUGGCGCAGGAGUGCUAGAUUUGUUUUCAGGGUCCAGAGGUUUUGCUCGUGCUUGCGUGCAGAUGGCAGAGACUUGA
Molecule: messenger RNA, 4791 nt
Organism: Cladocopium goreaui
Lineage: Eukaryota; Dinophyceae; Suessiales; Symbiodiniaceae
Source: the annotation of a GenBank genome assembly